UCUGGCUGGUGUCGGCUCCGAGAGUAACCUUUCAUGAUGGAAGGAAGAGAUAUUAAUCUGAUGACAGCAAGCACUAUCACGUUAUGUCCAGAUUAUACUGAAGCUGUGCGGUCUGGAGAUCUGGCUUAUCUGGGCUCUGCAGUUCUCCAACAGGGAAUCCUUGAAAAGGACUGACCAGUUCUUGUUGCAUUUCGAAACCAUGGCCCAUGGUUCAGUGACAUUCAGGGAUGUGGCCAUAGACUUCUCACAGGAAGAAUGGGAAUUCCUGGACUCAGCUCAAAGGGACUUAUAUAGGGAUGUGAUGUGGGAGAAUUAUAGCAAUUUCAUCUCACUAGCAGAACCUUCCAUUUCUAAACCAGAUGUAAUUACCUUAUUGGAUGAAGGGAAGGAGCCUUGGAUGGUUGUGAAGGAAGGGACCAGAAGACACUACUCUGAUUUGGAGUCCAGAUACAGGACCAAUACUUUAUCUCCAGAAAAGGACAUUUAUGAAAUAUAUUCAUUCCAGUGGGAGAUAAUGGAAAGAAUUAAAAGCUGUAGUCUUCAGGACUCCAUUUUUAGAAAUGAUUGGGAAUGCAAAGGCAAGAUUGAGGGGCAAAAGGAACCACAAGAGGGAUAUUUUGGGCAAGUGAAAAUCACUUCUGAAAAAAUGACCACUUACAAAAAGCAUAAUUUUCUUGCUGAAUAUCAGAGAGUUCAUAAUGGAGAAAAGUUGUAUGAAUGUAAGGAAUGUAGGAAGACCUUUAUUCGUCGCUCAACGCUCAGUCAACACCUGAGAAUUCAUACUGGUGAGAAACCUUAUAAAUGUAAGGAAUGUGGGCAGGCAUUUAGACAGCGUGCACACCUUAUCCGACAUCACAAACUUCAUACUGGCGAGAAGCCUUAUGAAUGUAAGGAAUGUGGGAAGGCCUUUACAGUGCUCCAAGAACUUACUCAACAUCAGAGACUUCAUACCGGUGAAAAGCCCUAUGAAUGUAAGGAGUGUGGAAAGGCCUUCAGAGUGCAUCAGCAACUUGCUCGACAUCAGAGAAUUCAUACUGGUGAGAAACCCUAUGAAUGUAAGGCAUGUGGGAAGACCUUUAGGCAGUGUACACACCUUACUCGACAUCAGAGACUUCAUACUGCUGAGAAGCUCUAUGAAUGUAAGGAAUGUGGGAAAGCCUUUGUAUGUGGUCCAGACCUUAGAGUGCAUCAGAAAAUUCAUUUUGGUGAGAAACCUUAUGAAUGUAAGGAAUGUGGAAAGGCUUUUAGAAUAUGCCAACAACUUACUGUCCAUCAGAGUAUUCAUACUGGUGAGAAACCCUAUGAAUGUAAGGAAUGUGGGAAGACUUUUAGACUCAGGCAACAACUUGUUCGCCAUCAGAGAAUCCAUACUCGUGAGAAACCCUAUGAAUGUAUGGAAUGCUGGAAGACCUUUAGUAGUUACUCACAACUUAUUUCACAUCAGAGCAUUCAUAUUGGUGAGAGACCUUACGAAUGUGAAGAAUGUGGGAAGGCCUUUAGAUUGCUCUCACAACUUACCCAACAUCAGAGUAUUCAUACUGGCGAGAAACCUUAUGAAUGUAAGGAAUGUAGAAAACCUUUUAGACUGCUCUCACAGCUUACUCAGCAUCAGAGUAUUCAUACUGGUGAGAAACCUUAUGAAUGUAAGGAAUGUGGUAAGGCUUUUAGACUUUAUUCAUUCCUUACUCAACACCAGAGAAUUCAUACUGGGGAGAAACCCUACAAAUGUAAGGAAUGUAAGAAGGCCUUUAGACAACAUUCACACCUUACUCAACAUCAGAAAAUUCAUAAUGGGGUUUAAUACAAGAAAGCCUUCAAUUGUACAUUAUGUUGCAGAAUAUCCGAAAAUUCAUUUUUUUGAAAUUUGCUUCAUGCUUCAACUAAGCAUAAGAAAUUUUAUAUUAUUGAAAAAAAUAUGUUGCUUUAAAAGCCUUCUGUCAUCAUUCAGACAUUGUUUAUCUUCAGCAAAUUCAUAUGAGGGAAUAAUAUAAUGAAUGUAGGAAAAUCUUUAGCCUUAUCUAUCAUUAUCUCCAUUUCACUCCUUUGUUACCAGUGUGUUAUUGGACAAGGUACUUAAGCUUCUGUGCCUCAUUUUGCUCACUUGUAAAAUGGUGAUAGUAGUACCUAUGUAUAUUAGUUAUUUAUUGCUGUGUAAUAAAUUACCACAAAUUUAGUAGCUUAAAAUAAUACACAUUAUCUCACAAUUACUAUGGGUCAGGUGUCUGGGCAUAACUUUGUUGGAUCCUCUGCUUCAGAGUCUCUCACAAAGCUAAACUAAAGGUUUCAGCCAGGUUUGUGUCUCAUCUAAAGGCUCAACAGGGGAAGGGAUCCAUUUCCAACCUCACAUGGUUGUUGGCUGUCCCCGACAGUUUCUAGUUGGCUGAAGGCUGACCUUAGUUCCUUGCCACAUGGGCUUCUUCAGCGUAACUGCUUAUUAAGUGUGCAAGCCAAGAAUGCAGUGGAGUCUACUAACAUCAUAGACGCUGUAAACCUGUGUGAUCUAAUCACCGGAAUAACACCUGUUUUUUAGUCACCUUUGCUGUCUUCUGGUUAGAAGCUAGUUACUGGGUCACCCCACACUCAAGUGUGGAGGAUUACACAAGAGUAUGAAUACCAGGCUGUAGGGACCAUUUCAGAGUCAGCCUGCCACACUGUGUAAUAGGAUUAUCUUAAGGAUUAAGUAGUUAAUGCUUGGAAAAAUAGCACCCACAUAGCAUGUUUUCUGUAAAUAUUAUCUACAAUUGUUAUCAUUAGUGUUAGUGAAUUCAUAUGAAAGGAAUUUACUCUAGAAGUAAUAAAUGUAGAAAUGCCUCAUGUCACUGCUCAGCACUUAACUAAACUUAAGAUAAUUUAUUCCAGAUAAAAUCUAGGAGGUUAUAUUGAAUGUGAGAAGUUCAUCAUUUGAGCCGCACCAGUCAUUUCAUGCUGAAAAGAGACCUUACAAAUUUCAUGAAGGUGAGGUUAAGAAUACAACUGUUGAAGAAUCAGAAAAAUAUGAAAUUAUUUUCCCAUAAUAAAUUCCAAAAAAUAAAUGUUUUGUAAUCCCUAUUGUCUGACCACCGUUAAAGAUUAAAAACAUCAAAAAGAUGGCAGAAAGGAAUCUAACCAGUUGGAAAUUUAAAGUGUGUGUGUGUGUGUUCGUGUGUGUGUAUUUUUUUUGUAAAAUUCAUAUAAAAGAAAGAUCAUUAUUCCAUUACUGGCAGUAUAUGGUUUGAUGUUUAAAUUGCCCCAUCUUCAACCAGUGGAAGUUAGGUCUUUUGACAUGACCCCACUAGUAGUUUGAUAGUUUACUUGGUUACAGCUGCACAGUUUGGUCAGCAAUGGAAGAUGCUUGGGCACCAACUCAUUCUAAAAAUUGAUAAGGGAAAAAAUAAGCAUUUAUUUUCCUUUUUUUCCAUGUGAACCAAGUUUCAGGGCCACCAAAAGUUACUCAAAUUAAAAGGUUUUUGUUUUGUUUUGCUUUUAAGAUAUCAGUAAAUACAGAAAGAAUGAUAGGACUAGAAAAAUCACCAUUUUCUAGUUCCCUAAUGGAAUAAUGGGUCCAGAAAAUGAUCUUCGGUGGAUAUUAAAACCAUUGGGUGAAAUAUUUUAUAGUGAGAACUUUACAGUGGAUUUAUCAAGCUGACCACCUCUGAGCCCUUUGAUCAAUUUUAACCUCUAUAAAAGUGGGACUCUCAGACAAUAUCCACGUCCUGAUAAAAUGCAGUAGGAAAUACCACUGCCUACAAAGCCUUAUUGCCAAAAUGGUGAGCUGAAGGAAACAGAUCUUUGAAUCGAACUCUUUAAAAACGAGAAUUUGGGGGAAUAGAUGAACAAAGUAAAUGGCACCACAAGGAAGUAGCCAAGCAGAUCCAGAAUGUGUAAAAUUCUACGAAACAAGUGACCUGAUUUCUUCAAAAAAUGAGUGGCAUGAAAAAGAAAAGGGGAAGGGCAACGGUUAACAGAUUAAGAGACUUAAGAGACCUAUCAACUCAAUUCAGCACGUGGGCAUUGCUUGGACCCAGUUUGAACAAAAUGUAAAAAGACAUUUUGGAAACAGUGGGGAAAAUGUGGACAUGCACUGGGUAUUAGAUGAUAUUUAGAAAUACUAAUUUUGUUAGGGAUGAUAAUAUCACUGUGGUUAUUAAAAGAUAAAAGGUUCUAUGUGUUAGAGAUACAUACUUAUAUAUUUAAGGAAUGGUAAAGAUACCAUAUUUGCAUUAGAAUACUCUAGCAAAAGAAGAAGAAUUGGCCAGGAGAGCUGGGAAGUAGAUUGGCAAAAUGUUGAUAAUUACUGAUGCAGGGUGAUUUGUUUUGGGGGGGUUCAUUGUUCUAAUAUUUCUACUUUUUUAUGUGUUUGAAAGUUUCAGAAAUAAAAUGUUUAAAAUCAAAACAAAUUUAUAGACUACUUAGAAAUGAUUGUUAAUGAGAUGUGUGCACCUAGACUUGUCAGAUGUCCCCCAAAGUUCUGUUCAGUGAGAAAUUCAUCCCCUUUAAUGCAUUAAGGAAAUUUCAUUUGUGCACCCAGUCUUCAUCAUCUUCACUUUACCCACAGCAGUCAACACAGGGUCUGUCACAUAAAUAAAUGUGUUAAGGGAGUGAAUACUUACAUCAAGAAACCAGAAACAGAACAGAAUAAAACCUACAAAAGAGAAACAAAACACAACUGAAAAUAGAAAUUAAGGACCAGACAGUAGUAGAUUUAAUCCAGUGUUAAUAAUGAUUAGAUUUUGGAAGACCUAAUCAAGAAAAAGAAAAUGAAAGAUAAUGCACUUAGAACAUGGACAGUAAUAAAGGUGACAUAGCUACAGAUUAUCCAGAAAAUUUUGUUUUAGUUACAACACAAUACUAUGUAUAAGUGUUCUAUGUAUUCCAAUACCUAAAAUAUAAAGUGGGUUUUUUUUCUGUAGGAAUAUGUUAUGACAAUUGACUCAAAUAGACCAAGAAGCAAAUGUGUGUGUGUGUAUGAACUCCCCGCUUAAGAAAAAAAUCUGAUAAUUGUACAGGUGAAAGCUUUAAUAAAUAGAUAAUCCUUCACCAAAUUCUACCAAUUCAUUCUGCACAGAUAAAAUAAUCCUGAUACAAACCUAAAUGAAGAUAGCUCCCCAAAAGCAAAAUCUACACCAGCUUCAUUUAUGAAGAUUCUAUUUGUCUUAAUUCUAAAUAAGGUAUAUUUAGAAUUUAUUACAAAAUCAGUCUUCACUCAUAGAUCCAUGUGUUUGCCUUUCCCAAGUCUCAUAUCUCCAGAAGACCUGUGUUUGUAACAGAGUGUAAAGCCUUAACCCAGUGUUCUCUACAAACUUGUUUUGGGGUAUUCUAGUCCUUGAUGAUAUUUGGGGGAAAAAAAGAUUUCUCAGGAAAAUGUGUAAAUGCAGCAAAGCAUUUGCUUGUGGGGAAAUCCAAGUACACAUCCUCAGCUUGUCAAAAGAUACAGUAAAGAGAUUUUUAUUUAACAUGGUGUAUCUCAAACUUCAUUGUGGAAUUCUCAUUCCCAGUAUCUCUUACCAUCUUUAGAAUGUGAACCACUUUGCUAGAUGCUUCCAUUACCACAAUGACUGUCUUCAAGAGCAUCAUUUCAGACAUUAUGGUGAGUGAUUGUGUUGGCAGGGGGUGAGGAAGGGCACUUUUCUUUGCAACUCAUGUCAUAUUCUGAAAGCUUCCUGCUUGAAUCUUGAGGCCUAGUACUUUUCUAUAGAAUGAAAAAGAUUCUAGCUUCAUCCUUGAUAUGUAUAUAUUAAACAUGCUUAAAUAUUCUGUUAAAUAGUGAUUAGGACAUAAAUGAUUUUUCAUUAUAAUAAAAAUGCUAU
Messenger RNA from Ailuropoda melanoleuca (giant panda), 5786 nucleotides. It is a transcript of the gene ZFP14, whose product is annotated as ZFP14 zinc finger protein. Bases 200 to 1801 code for a protein of 533 amino acids. Gene Ontology annotation, biological process: negative regulation of transcription by RNA polymerase II; regulation of cytokine production; regulation of immune system process. The transcript is spliced from 6 exons. Gene Ontology annotation, molecular function: RNA polymerase II cis-regulatory region sequence-specific DNA binding; DNA-binding transcription repressor activity, RNA polymerase II-specific. Gene Ontology annotation, cellular component: nucleoplasm. NCBI's taxonomy places the organism in Eukaryota, Metazoa, Chordata, Mammalia, Carnivora, Ursidae. The record is from RefSeq and is a predicted model, not a curated record.